Molecule: messenger RNA, 594 nt
Organism: Symbiodinium sp. CCMP2592
Lineage: Eukaryota; Dinophyceae; Suessiales; Symbiodiniaceae
Source: the annotation of a GenBank genome assembly
AUGCUCCAACAUCUCCCCGAUAACGUGCUCGUCCACUUGCUGGGCUUCUUGCACUGUUCCAAUUGUCCGUACUUGAAGGUCCGUGAACAGUACGUGAACUUUGUGGUCGCUUGUCGCGUGGCGCUGCGCAUGUCGGAGUAUGGGUGCGCAGGGCAUGUUUGUUUCCACAGCGCUAGAGAGGUGAUUCGCAUGCGAUGUCUCUGCAAGUACUGGAAAGGCGAACUUGAGGGACACAUCAGGGACAUUAAAAACCAUCUGCUAGCAAUCCACGAGACAUUCAUCGAUGAAUGCCAGGGGGCGGUGACGCUCAGACAGAUGGAUGAGUUCACGCGCGAGGAAGAUUUAAACGAGGAGACAUCCGUCGAGGAUUGCAAGUACGCGGUGCAGCGCAGCAGCGAGGAUUCGUUCAAGCGCUGUGCAAACGCCUUUCGUGCCUUACGUGAUCGAGGCAACCGGAGGUUCUUGAGCCUCUACCAAGAACGACUCUUCUUCGUGGCCUUGGCGUCGCAUGAGGAAGUGCAAGACAAUUUUAGGUUCCAGCAUGUGCUGGAGAGCGAGAGCCAGGAGCUCGAUGGAAGAGUGAUUGAUGUGUAG